This is a messenger RNA of Pseudovirgaria hyperparasitica, 1239 nucleotides long. RefSeq names its product serine/threonine-protein phosphatase 5. Gene Ontology annotation, cellular component: cytosol; nucleus. The record is from RefSeq and is a predicted model, not a curated record. Gene Ontology annotation, molecular function: protein serine/threonine phosphatase activity. NCBI's taxonomy places the organism in Eukaryota, Fungi, Ascomycota, Dothideomycetes, Acrospermales, Acrospermaceae. The transcript is spliced from 4 exons. Bases 224 to 1147 code for a protein of 307 amino acids.
CGCAUCUCUAAAGUGACCGCUGCGAGAUUGGAAGAUCGUCGUGAAGAAGAGCCCGAAUGAUGCCAACGCAAAACUACAACACACUGAGUGUCAAAAGGUUGUAAAGCGAGAUGCAUUCCUCAAGGCUAUCGAGGUUGAGGAUGCGCCGUCUGCCGCAGAAGGACUGGACAUUGACAAUAUCAUCGUGGAGAAGGACUAUGAUGGCGUCAAGCUAGAGAAAGAGAUGACGCAAGAAUUCAUCGACGACAUGAUACAGCGGUUCAAGGACGGGAAGAAGAUUCACAAGAAAUACGUCUAUCAAAUCAUCCUCGCCGUGAAAGAAUUGGUAUAUAACGAGCCGACCAUGGUCGAGACACACGUCAAAGAGGGUCACAAACUGACAGUAUGCGGUGACACACACGGCCAAUACUUUGAUCUUCUGAACAUCUUCAAACUCAAUGGAUUCCCCACCGCAACCCACGGCUACCUCUUCAACGGCGACUUUGUGGACCGCGGCUCCUGGUCCACCGAGAUCUGCCUCCUCCUCUACGCCUACAAGUGGCUCUUCCCCACCUCGUUCUUCCUGAACCGCGGCAACCACGAGACGGACGACAUGAACCGCAUGUACGGCUUCGAAGGCGAGUGCCGCCACAAAUACACCGAGCGCAUCUUCAAGCUCUUCAGCGAAUCCUUCUCCGCACUGCCCCUGGCCACGCUCGUCGGCGACAAGUUCUUCGUCCUCCACGGCGGGCUUUUCUCGGACGACAACAUCAGUCUGGACGACGUCCGCAAGCUGAACCGCCACAAGCAGCGCCAGCCAGGCCAGAGCGGACUGAUGAUGGAAAUGCUCUGGACAGAUCCGCAGCCGGCGCCCGGUCGCGGACCCAGCAAGCGCGGCGUCGGCCUGCAGUUCGGCCCAGACGUCACGAAGCGGUUCUGCGAGAGGAACGGGCUCGAGGCCAUUAUUCGCAGCCACGAGGUGCGCAUGGAAGGCUACGAGGUCGAGCACGACGGCAGGUGUAUCACAGAUACUGCGACUCGACCGAGAACAAGGGCGCAUACAUCAACAUCGAAUCAAACCUCAAGCUCCAAUUCCACAAAUUCGACGCCGUCCCGCAUCCGCCCAUCAAGCCGAUGGCAUAUGCCAACCAAGGCCUGCAAGGUUUGAUGUAAAAACAGCCGUUUUCCGUUCCACCGACCAUCAAGGAACGAGGGAUAGUCGUGAUGGACUUCAAAACGGGGGGGGCACCACGUCCUAUG